AUUGACACAGAAUGACUGAGGUCUACUGUAGCACAGGUGCCCUGACGUUUAAGGAUGGGAACUUUAUCCUGGACGGGAAACCCCUGCGGAUCUUUAGCGGGACCAUGCACUACUUCCGGGUAGUUCCGCCUUACUAGAGGGACCGCUUCCGGAAGAUGAGGGCGUGUGGACUUAACACGGUGGAAACAUAAUUUAUCAACAUCCCCCCUCCGAAAAAAAGAUCAACACAAAACAUAUUAAGAAAAAACAAAACACAGACAACAAUUUUAAAGUUGGUAUAGGAUAUAUUGUAACUUAGUUCCUACGAAAAAACAUUAAACUCAAGUAUAACUUAAAGAAGAUGGGUGGAUAAGGCGUGUAAAAUGCCCAUACGCGGUCGGACAGGCUACUGAAAAAUUAAAGUAUAAAUAAAUCUGAUGGAUUUUUUUAAAAUCAUUUAAAACAAUAUAUAUUUAACAAAUCAUUGAUUUUUAACCUGUAGGUAUGUUCAAUACUUGGAAUAUGUUGAUUCAAACAGGCGUAUACGUAUCAAAAGCUGCAAAUACUGUCAUUUUUUAGAACUUCAAAGCAUUUUCUUUUAUAGAGUGGGUCCGUGCUCCAUAUUUUUCUCAUAGUCUAAUUAAGGUCUAUUGGAAAACAAACUGAUUUCAAUCAACAAAAACGUAUUAAAAAUAUCAUUUUGUAUCCCAACAAUUGAACGUUUUGAAAAAAUAAUACAAGUCCGGUAGUUCGUGGCCUGAGUCACACAUAUUUAAAAAGCCCACUUUGUUGUGUCUGAAAUGGCUCAGUGGUUAGAGUACCUGGCAUAAGCUAACAUUAUAUAUCUAGGGUUUUAAUGUUACGGGUUCGAUACCACUAAAAUUUCCGACAAUAUUUUUUUUUCUUAUUUUCUGUUAGAUAUAUUAAGAACUGACUGUAGUUAGAAAUUUUGCCUUUGAAAAAUUGUAUUAUAAUAUAUUUGAAUAGAUUUAAUUGGGGAAAAAUAAAUUCAAAAUUGUAUUUCACUACUAAACCGAAUGGGCAUUUGCGCCAUCUUAUUUCCCCAUCUUCUUUAUGAAAUUUCCUUCCCACAGAAUUGUUACUUAACAGCGUAGUUGCAGUGGGUUAGAGGUUUAUUACCACGAAGCUGUCAUGAGUUCCAUAUAUACCGCUGGGGCUUUUAUAAUUUUUACUUUUCCCAAAAAUUUUAAAACAUUUUAAAGUCAACUUCAAAUGUACUGUAAAAUUUAAAAAUUCUAAAAAGGUGAAAGUAUUUUGAUUAUCAUGUACUUUUAUCAACAUUAAUAUAUACAAGAGUUCCAUAUCACAUCAAUCGUAGGAGCAUGGUAACGAUUUGAGCUAAAUUUAAUUUUCUCGAUCCUUUUUCGUUGUAACAAUGCUUAAUAAAGGUUUUCUAAAUUAUAAUCGAAGUUUGAAUGUCAGCUGUCGAGUUGUAAGCCAGUGUGCGCGGGAAAAAGAACGUUGUCUACGUCCCAUAAUGCUCUCCAAUGGAUUCACCCGUGGUGCUAUGCCAAAAUGGCCGACUUUUAACUCGUAAUUUACGGUGUCUUAAAGAUUGAAGACACGUUUUGAGUACCGCAUUUGCUUUGGCGCGACUCAAAAGAUUUGUUACACACAAUCCCAAUAUUUUCCACAUGUGCUCUUUUAGAUAUCUGUUCCUCUGAGGAUUGACCCAGAAUGACCGAGGUCUACUGUAGCACAGGUGCCCUGACGUUCAAAGAUGGGAACUUUAUCCUGGACGGGAAACCCCUGCGGAUCUUUAGCGGGACCAUGCACUUCUUCCGGGUAGUUCCGGCCUACUGGAGGGACCGCUUCCGGAAGAUGAGGGCGUGUGGACGUAACACCGUGGAAACGUAUGUACCAUGGAACCUACACGAGGAGUAUCCGGGGGAGUUUAAUUAUUCCGGAAUUCUGGACGUCAGGGAGUUUAUCCGACAGGCGGGGGAAGAGGGGUUGUUUGUGAUCUUUAGACCAGGCCCCUACAUCUGUGCCGAGUGGGACUGGGGAGGAAUGCCCAGUUGGCUGCUAAAGGACCCUGACAUAAAGGUACGGAGCAACUAUCCCCCGUACGUAGAGGCCGUCAAACGCUUCUAUAAUGACCUGAUCCCCAGAAUCACCGACCUUCAGCGUUCUAAUGGUGGACCAAUCAUAGCCGUGCAGGUAGAGAACGAGUUUGGUUCCUAUAGCACCGAGGUUGAACACCUACACACCAUUAGAGAGAUCCUACUAAACAAUGGGAUUAAGGAACUCCUCUUGACGUCAGAGAAUAUAUUUGGAUUAAAGAGAGCUCCAUUUUAUAAAUACGCCCUGCCCACCGCUAACUUCCCCUCCAUGGAAGACGGAAGCAAGCUGUUCCGGAUGAUCCGGGAAUGGAGUCCCGAAUUUCCUCUGAUGGUGAUGGAGUUUUGGCCCGGCUGGUUUGACCACUGGGGACAGCCCCACAAAGGACUAGAUAUCCCUGCUUUUGAGGCGUGUCUGUCGGGGGUGCUAGACGCCGGGGGGUCCUUCAACAUGUACAUGUUCCACGGAGGGACCAACUUCGGCUUUAUGGCGGGAGCAAACUACUUCGAGGGGUCCCACUAUAAACCUGACGUCACCAGCUAUGAUUAUGACGCGCCAUUGUCGGAAGCAGGGGACAUCACUCCAAAGUAUAUGAGAGCAAGAGAAAUUAUCUUAGAGAAAGGCCUCAAACCCCAGGGAAUAACGUCUUUGCCAGAAAUUCCUCCUAAUUUACCAAAGAAAGCUUAUGGUAAAAUAGCAUUAUCCCAGUAUUUAGAUUUCAGGACAGUUUUAUCUCUAAUGACCCUAAUAACGUCUAAAGAACCGGCGUUAAUGGAGAACCUUGACUACCACCAGGGCUAUGGCCAAUGUUUCGGUUAUAUCUUAUACCAGGCAGAGAUCCAGGCUGGAACGGAGCUAUCGUUUACAGACAUACCCAAAGACAGAGCACAGGUUUUUGUCAAUGGGGAAGAGAAAGCCGUACUCGACUGGCUGAGUACAGACAAAAAGAUCAACAUAGGACAGAUCUCAGAUGGGAGCAGGUUAGAGAUCUUGGUGGAGAACCACGGGCGAGUGAAUUAUAUUGAGUAUGGGUCCAAUAGAUUCAACGAAGAGAGGAAAGGUAUUUGUGGAUCUGUAAAAUUGGAUGAAAAGGAAAUCAAGCAAUGGCGAAUUUUUCCGUUAGAUUUCAAAUCCAAAUUCCUUGACAGCUUUCAUCGUUGUUCCAAUUGGAAGUCACCCGUGGAGGGUGUGAGGGGGCCUCUAGUUGCCAAGACAACGUUACAUAUAGAUUCGUCUCCAUGUGAUACUUUUCUUGAUAUGAAGGGUUGGAAUAAAGGCAUCGUGAUACUGAACAACUUUAACUUGGGGAGAUACUGGAAAGUCGGGCCCACGAGGACCCUGUAUAUUCCAGCCCCGCUGCUGAAACAGGGUCAAAAUGAGAUCCUAAUUUUCGAGCAGCACGAGUCAUGUGGUACUGUCAGUUUUAUUGAUGCCCCUCUGCUGGGAGAGAAAGUGGUCACUAAGGAAGUCGACUCUGCAUGCUACCCCACAGAGUCUGUAUAACCAACCCGACCAAACAGAGUCUGUUUCGCGAACCCGACCUCAUCGAGUCUGAUUAAAUACCCUGACAGGAGGGGGUUGAAUGAUAAAAAAGUGUGAUAUUCAACGAAUUGUUUGAAAUGUUGUAAAUCAACAUUUUGCAUCGAAUGUCUGUAUAAUAUGAUCAAAUGAAUAUUUGCUGCAUGUUAACAUUUAGAAUGAUGAAAUAUCGCUGAGUAAUAAAGAAGUAGGGGAACAAAAGAAAGCCAGACUAGAAUUGCAAUUUUGUUAUUUAAAAUACCGUAAAUCUGAAUUUUUCUGAAGGAUGCUUUUUUGCAAAGUUUUGCAGUAAAGCCUCCAUUGCAAAAAUAAAAAAAAAACAAUCGCAAAGUAUACAUUAGAAAAAGUCCAUUAGAACCCCUUUUUAAAGACCCUCUGUAGAGCCCAGACCUGUAAAUACAUGUAUCUUCAGUAAUUGUAAUUAUAGCGUUAAAAAGAUAAUGGCUUUCAAUUAAGGUACAUCACAUGUACACCAAAACAUGUACGUUUAAGACACUCAAUCGAUUUGGUUGAAUAUCGUCAUAGCUCAUUAGUUAAAGUAUCGGGCUCUUGUUCACAGAUAGUGAGUUCGAAUCUGUGAGGAGGCUUUUGUUCACAUUUUAUAAAUUAAAAUUUUCAAAAUGAUUUUUUUAUCCAAUUUUUUGCACAUUUUUUGCCUAUUAUUUGAUUAUUUUUCUUA
Magallana angulata is the source of this 4279-nucleotide messenger RNA. RefSeq names its product beta-galactosidase-1-like protein 2. The transcript is spliced from 18 exons. Gene Ontology annotation, molecular function: beta-galactosidase activity. The record is from RefSeq and is a predicted model, not a curated record. Lineage: Eukaryota; Metazoa; Mollusca; Bivalvia; Ostreida; Ostreidae. Gene Ontology annotation, biological process: carbohydrate metabolic process. Gene Ontology annotation, cellular component: vacuole. Bases 1678 to 3564 code for a protein of 628 amino acids.